Messenger RNA from Capronia coronata CBS 617.96, 456 nucleotides. RefSeq lists its product as uncharacterized. The transcript has a single exon. The coding region runs from base 1 to 456 and encodes 151 amino acids. Gene Ontology annotation, biological process: mitochondrial translational termination. Lineage: Eukaryota; Fungi; Ascomycota; Eurotiomycetes; Chaetothyriales; Herpotrichiellaceae. The record is from RefSeq and is a predicted model, not a curated record. Gene Ontology annotation, cellular component: mitochondrial large ribosomal subunit.
AUGUUGGAGAAGUCAGCUACAGUCGUUCGAGUGGUCCUGGUGGCCAGAAUGUCAAUAAGCAUGUUUGACCUCCUUGUUAUCUCGCGCCAGGGUCUAAUGUUUCUCAGGGUCAAUUCCAAAGCUCAAUUGCGAGUUCCUGUCGAUCGUCUCCUUCCCUUACUCCCUCCUGUCUUGCAUGAAGGUAUCCUCGCUUCUCGAUAUUAUGCACAGGGUUCGUCCAGCCUCGUGAUACAGGCAGAUGAGAGCCGUAAACAGCCAGCGAACAAGGAGACCUGCUUUCGCAAGCUCACCCAGCUGAUUGUCGAUGAAUAUAAGCGUGCCGUGCCCGGAGAAACAACAGCGGAUCAGAAGAAGAAGGUGGAAAAACUGCAACAUGCAGAGAAUGAAUCGCGGCUGAAGACUAAGAAGCUGCAUGCAAGCAAGAAGCAAUCAAGGUCGAAGGGUAAUAUGGAUUGA